GUUGCUCGGUGUGAUUAAUUUAAAAGUGUCGUUAAAUCAAGCUAGUGCAAGUAGCCUAUAAUUGAUCACGUCAUGGUUUGAGCUAGCAAGCAUCACCGUGUAGAAUUUAGUAAAUUAAGUGUAUUUUCAUUGUGGACUAUGUGCUAACGCUAAGCAUUAGGUUGGAGCCAUGACGCAGUUUUUACCUCCUAAUUUGCUUGCCCUGUUUGCGGCGAGGGAUCCUAUCCCUUAUUUGCCGCCUGCAGCGAAGCUCCCGCAUGAGAAAAAACAAAAAGGCUACGAUGGCGUCGGUGCGUUCCUCAACAUCUUUGAGCACCCAUCAGAAACACCUCCGCCCACCCGCGUGGAAACAAGAGAGGAGCGCGCGGAGCGUCGCCGCCGCGAGCGCGCGGAGCAGACAGCAUAUAAGUUGGAACAAGAGAUUGCACUGUGGGACCCGGCGGCGAACGCCAGGGCCACCGCUGACCCUUUCAAGACACUGUUUGUGGCCAGAAUUAACUAUGACACAUCAGAAUCCAAACUGAGGAGAGAAUUUGAAGGCUAUGGAGCCAUUAAAAAGAUAUACAUGGUGUACAACAAGGAGGACGGCAAGCCGCGCGGCUAUGCGUUCAUCGAGUACGAGCAUGAACGAGACAUGCACUCGGCGUACAAACACGCGGACGGCAAGAAAAUCGACGGGAAACGGGUGCUGGUCGACGUGGAGCGGGCGCGGACCGUCAAGGGGUGGCUGCCGAGGAGGCUCGGCGGCGGACUGGGCGGCACCCGGCGUGGAGGCGCCGACGUGAACAUCAAACACUCGGGCCGCGAGGACAACGAGCGAGAAAGAGAACGCUACAGCCGCGAGCAGAGAGAGAGAGACGAGCCGCGUGGCGGGCGUCGCCGCAGCCGCUCGCGCUCGCCGCGCCGGCGCAGUGCGUCUCGCUCUCGCCGCCGCGAGAAGGAAAGAGACAGGACGAGGGACGACGAGCCAGCUGAGAGCCGGCGGCGGCGCCGCUCCCGCUCCCGCUCCCGGCGGCGCGACAAGGACAAGGAAAAGCAUCGAGACCGCGACGCGCGCGCCGACCGGGACCGGGACCGAGACCGCAAGCGCCCGCGCAGGGACAAGGACAAGGAUCGCGACCGCAAGGAGCCCAAGCUGCGUGUUGACGAAAUCAAGGUCAAACAAGAGCCGCAUACCGACUACCCCGAGUUCACGUUGCCCGCCAUGGACGUUCAGAUCAAACAGGAACCGGCCGAUGACGACGAAAAUAAAUAUAACCCGGAAGAGGCCAACGGGGACGAUUAUAAUUAUUGAGCAAGCGGGCUGUUUACAUAUUUUUUGUGC
Molecule: messenger RNA, 1324 nt
Organism: Cydia amplana
Lineage: Eukaryota; Metazoa; Arthropoda; Insecta; Lepidoptera; Tortricidae
Gene: snRNP-U1-70K
Product: U1 small nuclear ribonucleoprotein 70 kDa
Exons: 10
Coding region: 170-1294 (374 amino acids)
Biological process (GO): mRNA splicing, via spliceosome
Cellular component (GO): U2-type prespliceosome; U1 snRNP; precatalytic spliceosome
Molecular function (GO): mRNA binding; U1 snRNA binding
Source: RefSeq, a predicted model, not a curated record